Messenger RNA from Seminavis robusta, 3267 nucleotides. NCBI's taxonomy places the organism in Eukaryota, Bacillariophyta, Bacillariophyceae, Naviculales, Naviculaceae. The record is from the annotation of a GenBank genome assembly.
ACCUCUUCAAGUCUUUGAAACACAUCAUCCAGCAUCAUCGAAUCAUUAUACUAGUAUUUUAAAAUAGUACUAGUAGUCUACUUGUCCAGAAGCCAAUUGCAAGGGGAGCCCAGUCCAGCACACAAAGGGCUUGCAAGUAUCUGAGAUGGGAUCGGAAGAGUUGGAAGGAGAGAAGCCAGCUCUGUUACGUCCUACAAUAAGCUUUUCACGCUGCCGAUCGUUAAAAUCCAAAGUUCGAUCCAACAAUGACAAGAAAGCUACCGACGCUACCAGCAAAUCGACUAAGACGGCCUGCAAACCAGAGUCGACGUUUACCUCUAAUAGAAAAACCCGUCGCCAGUCUUCAUCUCAAAGCAAGUUGGUAUCAAGGAAAAGGAAUAGAAAGAAGCAUGACUUGCCUGAAGAGUUGUUGCCAAAGGUCGAAGCGAAAUUAUCACAGGAUGGAUCUCGGCCUCCUAUCCCAUCCUUCAACCUCUCUGACAGCGACGAUGACGAUAUACCCGAAGCAGUAGUCUUCAGUAAGAAAUGCAAAGUGACUACUGGAACGACAGCGGCCAAAGAAAACACAGCAACAAUCAGCGAGAGCAUCAUCGGUUUGGACGCUCAAAAAGUUGCAACAAGCCAGGUUGCUGGCAAUGACGUCUUCACCUUUCAUGAAGGAAACGAUAACGAAAACAAAAAAGCUCCAAAUCAUGACUUGUCCGUGUUUGCCCGUAUCAAGACUCCCCACGACAAGUAUCCAACCAAAGCUGAUGGGGAGGAGAGAGCCUUCUCGGAAGAAAUGAAUCCGUCGGAAGUUAACGUGAAACCUCAGCCAAACACUGUAAAGGCUUCUCAAGAUAAAGACAGCAGUGCUCUUUGUACAGCCACAGAUGUUCAGUACCAGGGGAAUGCUUCUGGCGCUCAAGUAAUGCAAACCGAUGCCAAGGUUUCCAAGGAACUUCCUUUGACAUCCCACGUCCUUUCCAUUUCUGGUGGACCUGGCUCUGACAAUAAGCUUCCUCAGAAGACCAUGUUGCCAGUCGAGUCAAAGGGACAUCCCGCCAAGACACAGCAACAAACAUUUGUAGAGGCAUCCAAGCCGACCAAUACCAACCAAAGCGGAAACGCUGCGGCCAAGCAACGUGUCCUUCAGGCCCAACCUCCAGCGAAUCGAUUGCAAGGCACAAAGAACCAGCAGUCUCAAGGACAAGGACAGACCCCAUACGAGCAGGUUGUCCCACACCCAACAAACUACUAUUCGCACUAUCAGCUUUAUCAACAGCAGCAAAGAAGACUGCCCAAUGCUCCCAGUGGACACACCAGACCGGAUCAAAACUAUCAACAGUGGCAGUAUAGCCAUUGGAAUGGGCCGCCUUACGGCUCCUAUUAUUAUCCUUCUGUUCCGCAUCAAGCGUAUCCGACUGCGAGCCAAAAACCGCCAAAUCCCCAACCGCAACCUCAAGUUCAGAGUUUUAAGAAACAGCAGCAGAAGGAUGGCAUUUCGGCUGCCAAGCCAAAUCAUAGCGCUCACGGAGCACACGGGCAAUCCAUUGAUUUGACUGCGGGCAAUGCCAUUGUAACGUCUGGAACAGUGUUGAAGUCAACGAGAACCAAAAAGGGUACAACUAGCAACCAGCAACAAAAGGUUCCCAGCACAACCUUGCCAAAAAAAGAAGUCACCAAUAUGCAUUACCCUACCAAAACAACUCCAAGCAUAGGGCACAGAUGCAAGCUCUGCAAGUCGUGCCCCUGCACAGGAAACUUGAAGGGUGCGUCACGCAAAAAAACCUCGAAGCGGAGCGUGAACUCGUUACACGAUUCACAUGAUGCUAUCGAACAUACACUGAAAAAGCAGAUAGAGAACUAUGUCAAGGCGGCAGAAGAUAACGAGAACCAAGCAGACAAGCUUCGACGGGACGUCAAAAGGCGGAAACGCACUGCAAUUCGGGAACAAACGAAGUCCCUCAAAUUGGACCAGUUCGAGUCGGGACAGUACCGCUUUCUUCCGGACGGGCAUGAACUGGAGCAUCAGUUGGAGAACUUCAAAAGUGUACCUGCUGAAAAGGAGGUUGUCCAAAGCGCGAAAGCCAAAGUAUUUGGUGAUUCUUGCCAGCCCACUUUGACUCAAAUGUUCGGGUUUUGCAAUGGGAAGACCGGCAAGGAAACCGAGGAAGACGCAAAAACCAAAAAGAAAGAGGCUGAAGAUGUCAAAGGCCAAGAGAUUUCCUCAGGUGAAGAUGAAGUGGUAGUGAAGGUAUCGGAGGACAGCGAGGAAGGAGACGACGAGGGUGACGAAGAAUCGUCAGUUGACAUGUCGAUUGAGGACUACUUUGAUGACAACAAUGUAUGUGUUCCCGCUUGCAGGGUCGAAUGGAGAAGUGGAUCCAUAGUAGUGAACGACGAGCGCGAAAAUCAAAGGAGAAAGACGAACUACGGGCUCUGGGGUGCUGUGGUCGCAACAAUGCUCGAGAGGGAGAAACAGGACAACUACGAGUCUGGGUUUCUAAAGUUGGUUUCCAACCAAUCGAAUCACGCAGAGGACGAUCAAGGACUCGAACAUCUGCUGCAGCUGAUGGAGAAUGUCAACUCACAGUGCCCAACCCCAUCGAAAGGAACCAAAGGCACCCCGUCCCCUUCGAGGUUGCUCAGUCAACCCAACACCCCAAUUCUUACCCAGCGGGGAAAGCGGCUAGCAGAUGACAUACAAGACAAAAUUUCCGCCGAUACCCCUCUGCUGGCAAAUGUGGUCGCGGUGUGUCCACAAUGGAAAGAGAACGUCGCCUUUGCCAUGCAGCAAAGAGACCCCGACGAUAUUCAAACGGCACUGGACAAAGUUCAGCAAUCGAAAUCACGGUUGCAGAGAAUGAAGGAAGGCUUUCUAAAGGCAUUUGAACAACACCAAAGUGCUCUUGAUGUCUUUGAGACUUCGCUGAACCGCUCCCUGGGUAGACUUGAACAUAGCGAGACGCCGCCGCUUGUGGAGGUGCCGUUGGAAGCUGAAAGGGGGGCUGCGAGAGUGGUUGCAGAUGGAGACAGAGAUCUGGUACUGUACACGUAGGAGUCCCAGUUCAAGCCUUGAGCUAAGACUAGGAAGUCCAACUAACUUAAACUAUACCUGGUACCGGUAGACUACAGUAUAUCAACCAACCAGCCAACUUGAAAUCCUAAAAUACAUGUAUGUAUGCAUGUUGUAUUGCUUGCUAUCAAUAAUGCAAGGACUAUGGUACAUCAUACAUGUAGCAUGUUCACCGGUACCAUAUCAUAUAAAAGAUUGCCUUUCCCAAC